Candida dubliniensis CD36 is the source of this 651-nucleotide messenger RNA. RefSeq lists its product as uncharacterized. Lineage: Eukaryota; Fungi; Ascomycota; Pichiomycetes; Serinales; Debaryomycetaceae. Bases 1 to 651 code for a protein of 216 amino acids. The transcript has a single exon. The record is from RefSeq and is a predicted model, not a curated record.
AUGUCUUCACAAGGUCCGGAAUCAGAAGCACUUAAGAUAAAAUAUAAAGAAAUAGCAGCCUUGAAAAAAGCAAUACAAGAAAAACAAGAUUUGAAAAGGCAACAACAACAGAAUGCAUCCAAGAUCCAGAAACAGGCAUACAAAAGAAUAUUGAAAUUGCCAGUAAACCCAAAUGCUUUUAUCCCACAGAAGCCAAAAUUUUCUAACAUGACAUUGGUAGUUAAUAAUACCGGUAGUGAUAGUAACGGAACUGCUUCGACUACAGAAGAAGGCACAAGCUCUGCUGACCAGCAGGGGUAUGUAAGUGUUCAAUCAUCUGGAGGUAAGUCGUUUUAUAACAUAAAUGUCUAUCAGCAAGAAGCUGAAAAGUUGAAAGCCAAAAUUUUACUAAAGAAAAAACAGGUACAGGAACAGAAACGAUUAGAGAAGAUAAGAAAUCAAAUUCCGAAGUUUAGAACAAUGUCUGACAAUUGUGAUCGAAUCAAGAUUAAUGGGGACAAGUAUGCAGUCACGGAAAAUGGACGAGCACUUGUACCCAUUAGAAUGAUUCAACUUACUAACCCUACAGAGUGUAUUUGGAAUGGAAACAAAUACCAAAGAAAUUCACAUGGAGUCUUUAAAUUGUCGACACCAGUCAGAAGAAAGAGGUAA